This is a messenger RNA of Moneuplotes crassus, 2635 nucleotides long. The record is from the annotation of a GenBank genome assembly. Lineage: Eukaryota; Ciliophora; Spirotrichea; Euplotida; Euplotidae.
AGGUCGUGGAAGACAAAAGGGUGCUAGGAGUAUUGGCAGGAGAAUGUCUCAGAACAGAAAAAUUAAGGAAGGAAAGCCAAAAGCAAACAUUCUAGGAUAUCAUAACAAGAAACUUCUUGAAAUCGUCAACCGAAAUGAUCAUUUUCAGAAUUGUGGAUCAUGAACCACAGAUAGACUUAACUCAACAAGGAAGAAGAACAGUUGGAUUUCCAGUGGCCAAAGAGGCAUCAGGUUUUCAACAGCCAGGCCAAAGAGCCAGUCUCGGAACAAGAUCAUGAAGAGGCCGAUGACUUCUAGAAAUACACACUUUGAAACUAUGAAAUCUGCUACCAUCGACCAUUUUCAAAAGAAUUUGUCUCCUUUUGGGGAAGUUAAUGCUGAGCCUAAUCUUGAGUACUUGAACACAGAUGUGCGAUCUAAGGGAGGAGAGACUGCAGAAACAGCUUGGAACAGAGGAUACUAUCUUAGCACUUCUAUAGAGGGAGCCCAGUACAAUUUCAAUGCGUUUAGAACUCAGAAUCAAAAGAGAGCUCAGCCAAUGUCACCUACUUCUAAAGCAAUGGAGCUUGAGUCAAACCCUACAGGCAGAGAAAGGAACAUUAACAGUUAUGUAAACUACGAGUUGCCUAAAGCAGACCAAGAUAUGCUCGAGCGAGAUAGCACUUGGAGACAGAGUCAGCAGCUCGGAGAAUUUAAGAAUGGGAAAGCAAAUUUUGGUUCACAGAGAAAACCGGAGGAAUCUGUCGCUCCACCUCAGAAUGAAAGCAUUGGUCAGGUCAUAAACCCAUGUCCUCUGCACAAUAACCAAGAGAUUGAGUACUUAGACAAGACUGAGAAGAGAGGACUUUGUAAAGAUUGUGUAAAGGAUGCAAUCGAAUCGCAUCAUGAGAUUCUGAAUGUCCCUGAUGUAAAAAGUGAUGUAAAUUCACUUCUAGUUCAACUAGAGUCAAACACCUCUCAAAUGCUUGCUAAGAAGACUGAAGCUAUGCAGGUAAACAGGCAGAAGUUGCAGAGGAUAGAAACUGACAGGAAAGGAUUCAUUGCUGAGCAGCAGAGAAAGAUCAACGAACUUCAUAACUAUCUUGAUGAGAAACUUCGGUGCAUCGUAGCUGAAUACAACAAAGCUGUAGAGCCAGAUGUGAUCAAAGUGAAGAACAAUCUUGAUAGAUGUGAGGAGAAAGCACAAGAGCACAAGAUUUUCAUUUCUGAGAUUCAGAACAUGAGACAGACCUUUGACAAGAGGGCUAUUCCUAACUUCAUCGAUAAUGUGAGGAAAUCUGCAAAUAUGCUGAAUUAUUACAACCAUUUGAAGACAGUGAACUCUACUGAGACGCAUACAAUGGUAUAUCCAACCCAUAAGGAAGAUUACCACCCAGUUUUCGAUUUGGAUAUUAAUAAAGAGGUUGAAAUAUUAGCAAACAAGUUUAGAAUUUUAUCCACUCCUGGUGUUACAUCUCAACAAAGUUAUAAGAGAGAAGAUUAUGAAGAAGAAUAUGGCAAUGAGGAAAAGAAGCAUGGGUUCCCUCAAGCUCAGCCUACACAGCAUAAUGUGGGAGCCACACCUACUCAGAAUGCAGGAGCACCUUUGAACCAGGAGAAAGAAGCAUUGAGGACUGAAGAGAGACCUCAGCUGUUUAAGAGCGCAGAUCCUGUAUUUGGGCCAGAUGGGGGCCAAGGCGAGGCUAAUUUUCAGACCAUGGACAACAAGCUGGUCUCAGUAAUGUCUCCUAUCAGGAAGAAAUUAAGAAUAGUAAGAUGGCUCAGCACGAAGAUUGGAGAAUAUGAUAUUGAGAAUGACUUUUGGAACUCAGUUAAUGCUCAAAUCAAGAAGCCCUUCUUGCCCUUUUCAAGAACGGUGUAUUUACCCAACCAGGAUAUGAUUGUGAUGGGUGGGCUCAAUGAUGAGAUUCCAAAUAAGCCAACUUUUAGCUCACUGGUUUUGAAGAUAACUGAGGUCCCUGUUAAUGUAUACGACAGUCUGUAUGUCACAAAGCAAAUGAACAACAUGAUUAUCAAGAGAGGAUGCUUUACCGGGCUUUACCAAUAUGGCUUCGUCUUUGCAUUUGGAGGACUGAAUUACACUCAUAAGGUGCUUAGAUAUUGUGAAAAGUAUGAUGUGGAGAACGACCAAUGGGAGGAAAUAGCCCCAAUGGUAGAGCCAAGGAAAAACGCAUCAUCCUGCGCAUUGACUUCUGAUACAAUUUAUGUCUUUGGAGGCUCUAGCUGCCAGUCAGAAGUAUCAGACAAAGGUUCCAAUGCUUCAGAUUCCAUCGAACAAUACUGUAUUUCAACUGAUACAUGGACACUUUUGAAAAUUAGACUCGACUCAAAGAUCUCAUUUCAAGUGAGUUUCAAGCUAUCAGAGACAAGAAUAAUCUUACUGGGAGGAAGCAUCAAGCAAAACAGUAAGAAAUCAGACACAUACAAGAGCAACCAAGUGCUUGUAUUUGAUGCGAUGGAGCCAAGUAUCAAAAAGUGCAACAACUUAGCCAAGGACGUACUAAGCUUAUACCCACCUUUCUACGAUGAUGGAAAUCUGUACUUAGUAGACGAAGAUGAAUCAAGUGAGAAUCCAUUAGUGGUGAGGUACAACAUCAGCAAUCUGAUUAGAUAAUUCAUGCAAAUUCAACAUUCA